AGGAUGAAUAGAUAUUGUAUCCGGGACGGAUAAAGAUAUAUCUAUAGGAUGAGAAGAACUGAGUUGGAGGAGCGAGGUUGGAUGAAGAAGGGAGAAUUGUAUCCACCUCCUUUCCUCGGUCCUUCAACACACCUGGAGAAGGCAACCCUUGAACCUCUCUACAAUGAAACUGCGAUGGAUAUUCAUUUUCAGGAACAGAGGAAACGAAGUUUUGCGGAGAAAAUCAGCCGAACCCUGGAUAAGAUUGCAGCUGUCACAGUCAGGGAUCCGGAGCCAAGAAGAGAGAUUCUUCCGGCUCCGAUAUAUCCUGUGUAUCCGGGAUAUAAUCCCGGAUAUAGAACUGUACGGGGCCCACAUGGUGUAAAUUAUCAGUAUGUAUAUGGUGGUUGGGACCCGGGGGUUUAUGGGUUUCCAGUUGAAUAUAUCUCAACACCUUCUCCUCCUCAUCCUGUUAACUCCAGGUUCUACUGCAGGUGUCUGGAGUCUGGCAAAGAUUCUGUUAGGAGUAGACCUGGCUCCAGGUGCAGAAAAUGUAACCUGGAACGUUUUUCCGGGUUUUCCUCUCAAGCUCUACGAAAUACAAACAGACCAAAGCUGCCGAUGUCUCUGAGUCCUUCUCCGGAGUCUCGUCCUACCUACGAGUUCAGGAACAGGCGCCCUUCUCCAGGUCCUAGGGAUCCAUAUGAUUACAUCCGACGGACUCGACUAAAGGCUGAUGAAUGGGAUACAUACUGGGAUCAAACCCAGAUGGAAAACAAACCUAGAAAACAAACCAAAAAUAAUUCAAAUCUGAGUCACGGUCAUUCGACCCCCACUAAUGAAUUAAAGAAUGGAAGAACGGAGAGAACUAGUAAUCAGGACACGGUUAAACAUUCUCUCUCCGCUCUCUCUUGUGAGGAUGAGGACCCAGAACCGGAAUCUAAACCCAUUUCCAAUCCUGCCCGGAGUGUUGAAAUUCCAAAUUCGAACCAAGGAGAUAAAAAUCUACAAAGUGAGGAGGCGGGUUCAACUGAUCCAGAAUCUCUCCCACCGGAAAACACUACCGGAGAAGAGGUAGAGGAUGAACCCGAUGUGUUCGCGGAUCUAGUUUCCAUGAAAUCCCGACUAACCGCUGCAGAGAUUCGGUAUAGGAAAUAUCAACGACGUAAACCUCUACGAAAGGUUGCUCUUCAGCUUGAGGAUGUUAUAAUAGAGGAGAGCGAAGACGAUCUUGCAGCAGACUCCAACGAGGAGAUCUACUGCUCUCUCCCAACCCUGGAGGAGGAUUGUGAACGAUCACGGAGCUCAAGUGAUGACGAGUUAGGACUCGGAAAGUUUAAAGUAGUUUCGACCAAUUUCGCGGACGAAAUCUUGUCCGAAAUCUACGGAAAUAUAGGAUCUCCCGGAUCUUGGCGGGAUGCAUCCUUGUCUCCGAGAUCUAUGGCAGACGAGAUACUCCAGGAACUAUAUGGAACUACCGGAGAUCAAACAUACGAUGAGGAUGAGGAGGAGAAUGAUGAUGGAGAGAAUGGGAUGGAAGUUUUCAAUCCAAACCUUGUUAGAUUGUCUACAGAACCUUCCUGUUUACAAGAAUCCCGGGGUUUGCAGCGCAGUAUAUCAUUACAGGAGAGAGGUAGAGACGGGUUGGGUCACCUAUUCCAAGAUACCACAAGGUUUAAGUUGGGUCGGAGAAGAUCAUCUCUUAUUCAUCUUGUUCCCUCCCUGGCCCCCCUCCCCGGCACCCCAACCCUUCAUCGUCCCCGGAUACCCCCACCUCCCCCUCCGGUCAUAGAACCAAACCUAUCUCCGUUCUCUCCCUUAGAGCUAGACAGGAUUAACACCAUGAUCAAGAGAACGGAGCAGGACGAGUUUAAGCCGACUGAUACGGAGCAGGACGAUUUUUCAGAGUUUAGUGAAGACGAGUUUGAUCCUGUAGGUCUAGACUACGAGAAUAUUCCUCUAGAGCGACCAGCCCCUGACGGAGCUGAAGCAGGACCGGAGUAUGAUAUCCCAGAGCUGAAUGAGUCUGCGGAGGAUAUAAAGUUUGAACUCAACCUCUCCAUUGAUUCAUGCGAGAGUAGGCUUUUGGACAUUUCGGAGGAUUCUUUAAACAUUCCUAAACUUAGUGAUACAUCCUUUGACCGGGAUAGUAUAGUAGAGGAGUCUAGUCAGGUUAUCUCAGGGUCUGUGAUACAUAAGGAGGGAGAGAAAACCAUUAUUAGGAGUCCAGGAAUGGUUGAAUCGAACACUGGUUUAGAGAACCGGGUUUAUAUCAGUUCCUCCUCCUGGAUAAAUAUAGAGUCGGGUUCUCAGGGUUCUAAUUUUGUCUCCAGUACGGAGAUGGGAGGAGAUGUUGGAGAAGAAUGCACGCUUGAACCUGUCAAACCUCCAAGGUUGAAGAAAAUCGCGAGACAACAGUCUAAACAAGAACUACUCAGAGCCAAAGGUUUCGGAUUGAACUUGAACAAAUCCGAAGAUGAGACUGCAGCUGAAAAACCUGACAUGAGUAGGUCCAGGGUUCGACCUGAGAUAAGUUCUCCAGUCCUCAUAAACUCUACCAUGAACCCUGAUGAUCUGGAGAACCACAAAUGUAUCCCACUCUCAAUCCUUGGAGACAUAUCUCAUAUUACCGAGUCAGUUUACAGAUCAAGUUUCUCCGAGUCAGAGGGGAGUUUCUACACCCUGGAGUCAAUUCUUGACGAGACCUACAGAUCCACAGGUUCAGAUAUAUACAAUGAGCAUAUAUACGAGGAGAUUCAGGAUAAUAAGUUAAGAAUUCGUCCUCUCCCACCCAUUCCGGAGGGUUCAGCUGGAUCCGGAUCCAUAUUUACCGGAGCAACAAAAUCAGAAAUCCUUCAUUUUCUCAAUGACGCCAAACUCCGGUUGGGCGGAGGAAAUGGCUCCGGCGAGGUUGAUUCCUCCGCCGAAGAACACUACACGGCGGACGGAGUGUUUCUCGGAGUAAGGAAUAACAAGCAUAGAAUCAGCGCCAUUAGUAACAUCAGUGACUCCAGUAACAGUAGCAAUGAUAGCAGUGGAGACGGGAGUGUGCAGUGGCGUGGGCCACUGGAGAAAAUUGCUGGAAGAGUAGAUAUUGAGAGAAAUGAUUCCGGGGUUGGAUCCGACUCCGGGAUUAGUAACUCCAAGAUCUCCACCUCGGAGAUAGGUUCCGUGUGCUGCAGGGACUGUGAGUUCGUCCUGGUUGAUGAGGAGAACCUCUGCUCCAAGUGCAGUAAACGAAGGACGGAGAGAAAAGAGAUCAUAAACGAGAUUGUCGAGACGGAGAUAAAAUAUGGAAACGAUCUUAGAAUUAUUGUUGACGAGUUUUAUCGUCCAAUGCUAGUUGCUGGAUUACUAACUGCUGAUCAGCUGAGUAAUAUAUUCCUGAACGUAAACCAACUAAUCUCCGUCAACUCCUCCUUCUCCGCCCUGCUCAAGGAGGCCGUGGACCUCGCUCAGGUGGCGGAGGACGAGGAUCUCUGCUCAGUAGAUAUUGGUUCGAUCUUCCUCGACUCUCUGAGCAUGCUCCGGGCUUUCGAAGCAUAUUGUACACGACAGGCUGCUUCGUCCAUGCUGCUUUCUAGCCUGGAACGUGAAAAGGAGCUUCUGCGUGUGUUCCUCAAGGUUUCCCAGAUGGAGAACAAGAUACUCAGAAGGAUGAACCUCAGCUCCUUUCUCAUGGUUCCUGUUCAGAGGGUCACUAAAUAUCCGCUCCUGCUCUCCAGGCUGCUCAAGGUUACGCCGAGCACACACCUGGACAGGGAGAAGAUCAGGCAGGCUCAGACCAGGAUAGAGUCCGCCCUGGAGCAGAUGAACAAGGACGCGAAGGAGAUUAUCUCUAUGAAGGGAACCUGGCGCCGACCUGCUGGGAAGAAGGUUCCUAUGCAGAGAGAGAUGAAUAAUAUCCGGGUUAGGAAACUAUCCCUAGAGAUGCUGGGUUGGGGAAGAGAAGAGAGCAGGUUUGCUCUGGAGGGAAAACUCACGUUUGCUCAUGUUACCGACACCAACUGGAGAAACAAGUGGAAGGGAACAGUGAACACUGGGCUCAAGCUGGUCACAUGUAACGCGUUCCUUGUAGUAACAGGUCGGAUACAGGGGGAACUACAAGAUAUGAGUACCCCAACCCAGAUUAUUUUCCCCAGGGAACAUGUUAGAGAGGCAGUUCUCCUUCUUCUUAGAGAGAAAACUUCAAGAUUUUCAACUGUUAGGGAUCCGAUAUAUCUUGGUAAGACUGUGAUUAGUAAUGAUGCUGAGUCUGAAUGGUUUGAGGUUCAAGAGUUUGGAUCUAAAGACUCUUAUCUUUUCAAGGCGGAGGAUGCGGAGAGAACCCAAACCUGGUUCCAAACCGUCCAGCUUUAUAGUCAGAGUCUAGGAGGGUGGAGGAGAAGAAGAAGAGGUUUAGCAAACAUCAUGGUUGAUCCGGGUACCCACUAGAACAAUAGGAGAGGUUUAGCAAACAUCAUGGUUUAUCCGGGUACCCACUAGAACAAUAGGAGAGGUUUAGCAAACAUCAUGGUGGAUCCGGGUACCCACUAGAACAAUAGGAGAGGUUUAGCAAACAUAAUGGUUGAUCCGGGUACCCACUAGACCACCAGGGGAGGUUUAGCAAACAUCAUGGUGGAUCCGGGUACCCACUAGAAGAAUAGGAGAGGAUAAGCAAACAUCAUGGUUGAUCCGGGUACCCACUAGACCACCAGGAGAGGUUUAGCAAACAUCAUGGUGGAUCCGGGUACCCACUAGAACACUAAGAGAGGUUUAGCAAACAUCAUGGUGGAUCCGGGUACCCACUAGAACACUAGGAGAGGUUUAGCAAACAUCAUGGUGGAUUCGGACUACUAGACCAUCAGGAGAGGUUUAGAAAACAUCAUGGUGGAUCCGGGUACCCACUAGAACACUAGGAGAGGUUUAGCAAACAUCAUGGUUGAUCCGGGUACCCAUAGACCACUAGGAGAGGUUUAGCAAACAUCAUGGUGGAUCCGGGUACCCACUAGACCACUAGGAGAGGUUUAGCAAACAUCAUGGUGGAUCCGGACUACUAGACCACCAGGAGAGGUUUAGAAAACAUCAUGGUGGAUCCGGGUACCCACUAGAACAAUAGGAGAGGUUUAGCAAUCGUCAUGUGGGGAUCCGGGUAACCUCUAGACCACUAGGAGAGGAGAAAAUGUUUAAUAAACAUCAUGGUUGAUCCGGGUACCCAAUAAACCAUAUGAAGAUGGAAUGAUGAGCAAACAUUAUGGGCUAUCCGGCACCAACUAGUCAACUAGUAUGCUGGAGAACGAUAACAGCAAAAGGCACUUGACUUUUCUGGGUCUUACAAUGUCAACAGAUUCAAGGCUAGAUUGACUGUAUCAACCCCGAGGAAAAGCUGUUCAUGAUUAGGCCUAGUGGAGUCUAUAUCUAUUAUUUCUAAACCGUUCUAUCCGGUUGGAGCUUAUUCACUCUGGUUCAGGGUUCACCUUAAAGAUGUUUACUCCGUCUUCAGUCGGCAGUUUAUAAGAUGUUUCAGUUAAAUUCAACCGAAUUUUAGAAAAUUCCGAACAAAAUGAUGAUUUCACGUGAAACCAUGUUUUUAUUUCUGAAUAUCUACUUGGUUGAAACUAGAAUAAAGUUCAUUCUUUAUGAGUACGUGUCCGAAAUAACAUAUUUCACAUUAGAGUCGGGUGUGCUAGUCCAGGGAAAAUUUAACAAUGAGUUUGCGGUUUAGAGAAAUUUUUGGACCUAGCUAAUUAAUUACAGACCUGGUCUAAAUACAAACUUUAAACUAUUAAAAUGUGGAGAAACUACACAUUUAUUUAAUUGCAAUCACCACGGGACGCUACAGAAUGAAAUCGAACCUGGACGUCUCAUGGUUUCGUUACAAUACUCAAAUAUUUAAACCUUUGUAAAUAUUAUGUUUAUAAAUGAUUGUUAAAAAGUCACAAUUAAAUAUCAUUUUAUAUUGAACGCAUAUAAAUAUAUCGAAGAAAAUUAA
Messenger RNA from Eurytemora carolleeae, 5950 nucleotides. RefSeq lists its product as uncharacterized. Gene Ontology annotation, molecular function: guanyl-nucleotide exchange factor activity. The record is from RefSeq and is a predicted model, not a curated record. The coding region runs from base 49 to 4413 and encodes 1454 amino acids. NCBI's taxonomy places the organism in Eukaryota, Metazoa, Arthropoda, Copepoda, Calanoida, Temoridae. The transcript is spliced from 9 exons. Gene Ontology annotation, biological process: positive regulation of Rho protein signal transduction.